AUGAAUGUUCGGGUCGUUGCACGUAUUCGACCGCUUCUGAAGUCAGAACGCGAUUUGGACGUCAUUCUUCGCACCGGUCCGUCUGCCAACAGUGUCGACAGGAAGGCUACCGAACUAGAAAAGGGUCGAUUGGCAACACUGAGGGAUAGGGAUACAGUAGUACGCAUCCCGAAUCCAAAGAAUGAGAGUGAAGAGUACUCCUUCCAAUUCAAUGCUGUCUACGAGGCAGAAGCCACACAGCAGGAACUAUAUGAGGCAGAGGUUGCCCCCACCGUGAAACACCUCUUCAACGGCUUCGAUGUUACACUAUUCGCAUAUGGAGUUACGGGUACGGGUAAGACGCACACCAUGAGAGGCGGUAAGAGCUUGGUCGACAGAGGCGUCAUUCCUCGUCUUCUGAGUAGCAUAUACAGACGCAGCCGGAAGAUGGAGAAGGACAGCAACGGCGAAACCAGCGUCAAGGUUUCUCUGAGUUACUACGAGAUCUACAACGACAAGGUGUUCGACUUGUUCGAGCCCCCCGAGAAGAGGACGUUGGCAGGCCUGCCUCUCCGUGACAAUGGAGGCAAGACAGUUGUUGUCGGUUUGACGGAGAGGCCAUGUCAUAAUCUGAAGGAGUUUGAAAGCCUGUAUGACCAGGCGAACAUUAACAGGUCGACGUCUGCCACCAAGCUGAAUGCCCACUCAUCACGGUCUCAUGCCAUCCUCUGCGUGCGCGUGGCGGUCAGCACUGGUGACAAAACAUGUAUUAGCACCGCGUCGGCCAUUGAUCUUGCCGGCUCAGAGGACAAUCGUCGGACAGACAAUGACAAGGAGCGCAUGGUCGAAUCCGCCAGCAUCAACAAAAGCUUGUUCGUCCUCGCUCAGUGCGUGGAAGCGAUCAGCAAGAAGCAUUCCAGGAUCCCAUACCGUGAAUCGAAGAUGACCCGGAUUCUCUCGCUCGGCCAGAAUAAUGGGCUGACCGUGAUGAUCUUGAACCUUGCCCCCGUCAAAUCUUACCACCUGGACACAAUCAGCUCCCUUAACUUCGCCAACCGUACAAAGAAGAUCGAAGUGCGCGAAGUGGAGAAUGAACCCAUUUUCAAGGGCCCUCCCCGGCCGGUGGCACGGCCGUCGGUCAUAGGCACGUUGCGCCAACCGUUGCGGCCUUUGACUGCCUCGGUCAAUGUCAAUCUGACCACGACGGCAGCCAAAGACGCAGCCAACCCCGAGAAACCCCUGAAAGCAUUCCACGUCUACUCCGACAAGUCACAGCCCCGUUACUCCACCCAGUUCAAGAAACCUGAAUUACCCAAGCGGGCGUCACUUAGCGCUGAUACCACCAUGCGAGUCGCGAAACAGCCCAUGCGUCUCACCCAGCCCCUUCAACAGCAGCCCCCUAAGCAGUUUGAGGACAUUUCUGCUGCCAGAAUUGAGGAGAUGGUCGAGAGGAAAGUCGAGGAAAUCCUCGCUGUGCGAGCAGUCAGCGAACAGUCGAGACAAACACAAGUACGCGAGCUCAACGAGCAGGUGCAACGCCGGCUGGAGCUUCUCGAACAACGCAUAGAGGGGUCGGAAGACGCAAGAGCAGAAGGCCUGUCAUACCUCCUCAUGGCUAAACAGCACCAAGGCCGUGGCGAAGACAACUUCGCUCUGAAGAUGUACCAACUCGCCCUUCCAUUCUUCCCCAACAACGAGAAGCUCGCCCGCAAGAUCGCAACCUUGAAGGAGCGCCUCCACGGCAAAUCCCACUCAGACACCCUCGCUGGUGAUACAACCAGCACCACCAUUGCGAACUCUGCCGGCGGAACAGGAAAGCGCGAUUUCGGAAGCAUGCUGUCCCUGGAGAAGCAAUGCACAGCCAAGACGAAUUCGAAACGCAAUCACGCAGACGACUCCGACGCAGACUACGAGCCCGGAGACGACACCACCACCAACCAAGGACACAACCAGGACGAGGAGAUCGAGGAAAUCGAGCUUGACCUGGAAGAAAUCGCCCACUCCCGCCGCCGGAAGCGCACUCGCACCAAAACCCCCGUUGAUGCCGUCGAGGAUUUCGAACCGCCUUCUCCAAGGACUAUCCACCUCCUCUCCAUAAUCAACUCGCGGGACGUGAGCCAGAUCAAGCUCCUGAAGGGCGUGGGCGUCAAGAAGGCCGAGGCUAUCGUCGACUGUCUCUGCGAGAUGGACCAGCACCUGGAGAGUCACGAGGUGGAUCAAGAACAAAGCGCCGCAGCUGCCGCAGCUCAAGUUCACAUCCACAGUCUCGCAGAGCUGAGCAAGUUGAAAGGAGUGGGGAUGAAGAGCGUUCAGAGCAUGCGCAAUGGCGUUCUGGUGUAGAAGACUUUCUCUCCUCGAGUUUUUGACUUAUCUACCUUCAAUCAAUGUGC
Molecule: messenger RNA, 2369 nt
Organism: Aspergillus saccharolyticus JOP 1030-1
Lineage: Eukaryota; Fungi; Ascomycota; Eurotiomycetes; Eurotiales; Aspergillaceae
Product: kinesin family protein
Exons: 3
Coding region: 1-2319 (772 amino acids)
Biological process (GO): microtubule-based movement
Cellular component (GO): microtubule; kinesin complex
Molecular function (GO): microtubule motor activity; microtubule binding; ATP hydrolysis activity
Source: RefSeq, a predicted model, not a curated record